Molecule: messenger RNA, 1827 nt
Organism: Symbiodinium sp. CCMP2592
Lineage: Eukaryota; Dinophyceae; Suessiales; Symbiodiniaceae
Source: the annotation of a GenBank genome assembly
AUGUCCUGCUGCACGUUGGGGAGGCCCCCAACCGCACUGGAGCUACAUGCCAAAUCCCUGCCUGAAGACAAUGGCGCCAAGAGGAUCUUUCCAAUGUACACGGUUGCCGUUGAGACGUUAUUGCAGAUGACAGCUGUUGAACCGCACGAAGCGCUGAAGGCGCGCGGUCAGCUGGUUGAGUUUGAAUACGGCUCCGAUCAAACCGCGAGCUUUGUCUCGCACCAGUGGAUGACCCAGCAUCACCCGGAUCCCGAGUGCGAACAGCUGAAAAUUUUGCAGGGUGCCUUCGCGCAUCUCUUGGGCACUGGCGGCAGCGUGCCUGUGGACUUUGUUACCGAGGCUUUUGUGCCCAGUGCAAAACGGAUUCCGAAGAGCGCAUUUCAGACCUCUUUGCUAGUUGUGUGGUAUGACUACUUUUCUGUCCCACAGCGGGAGAACCGCCCCACCUUUGGUGCCGACGACAUGGACGGCAGCCAGCAGGCGAGAGCUAUCAACUGCAUCCCGGCAUAUGUGGCAAGGUGCAAGCAUUUUCUUGCACUUUGCCCAACACUCAAGUCGGACUCGAAAGUGCUCGGUGCGAUGACGUGGUCCCAGAGGGGCUGGUGCCGGGUGGAAAGAGCAGCACGCGAGCUGUCUCCAGACAGCACCUGGAUUCUGAUUCAGAGUAGCAGCUGCCUUGUCGUAGUGGGCGGAACGACUUCCUUUCCAACAGGUCCAGUCGGAGAAGGCAACUUUUCGAACGAAGAAGAUCGCCAGAAAUUGGCACCAGUGAUGCGGGAUAUUGUAAUGCGAAAGAUGAUGCACUGCCUGAAGAAGUCGGACUUUCCCGGCUUCCGGCGCCAGCUCAACUUGCAGAGUGUUCACUUUCGGGGCUUGGAGGUCCAGCCCAUUGACGGCCUCCUCGAUAUCGACAAUGAUGUCGAUGCAGUGUCACAAUUCCUCUUCCAGAACGGCCUCAGGAAUGUCCAAAAACCUGACACAGCAGGCUGGUGGCCGUUGCACUAUGCAGCACUGUCCGGCAAGACUGAAGUUAUCCGAGGGCUCUUGCGGCUCCGGGCAUCCGUCAACGAACGGACUUCCAAACCUGAGCCUGACGCGGGCAUUCCGCCAUGGAUGUCCGCGCUAGAUCUGGCCGUGCUUUACGCGCACCACGAUGCAACUCUCGCUCUGAUCUCCGCUGGCGCCGAAAUGGAAGGCGGCGUAGGUCCAGCCCAGAACUAUGCGGGCAUGGCGGACAGUGUCGAAUGCCUCCGCGCCCUUCGCGCCGCGGGCGCUCGUCGGGAAGCCGCGAGCAUUCUUGGACACACCUGCCUGGAGGUGGCGGCGGGUAUGCAUUCGCUGCUCUGUGUGGAGGAGCUGGCACCGCAUGCAAGCACCGCAGAGCUCAACAGAGCACUUGGCUUUGCCGCAAUGCGAGGUGGCUCAGUGGAGCUGGUCCAGCACUUGAUUUCCAACCAAGCCGAUGUGAACUGCCAAUACGACUUGGCGUGUGAACUGAACCGUUUCGGUAGGUUUGUUGUUCGAGCCGCAGCUUUGGCACAUCGUUUCGGCAAAGUCACAGCUUUGUCGACCGUGUCUUAUCAUAUACACGGCAGCACACCAUUGAUGCAUGCCGUGCGGAUGGCUAACUACGAGGCCGCGGUGGCCCUAAUUGCAAACGGCGCAAGGUUAGAUCUCCGCGACUCCCACGGCUUUAGCGCGGCCGAUUUUGCAAAAGGCCAAUCCAUUCCGCACUUUUUGCAGAAGGGUUUGGAUGGAGACCCAUCGGAAUGUGAACGAGUGAUCUCCCUCGCAUUCCAGAAUGGAAUGAUCGAGGUUGCCUUUUGA